AUGGAUUCCGAGUUACCUAAGAGAUUGUUUGAGGAAGGAGCCGAACCACUAGGUGAUAAGAUAAACAAGUGUGCGAGGAUAUCGAUAUUGAAGGUUCUGGCUAAUAAUAUCAAGUCAGAGUACGAUGAAGUGAAGAGAGACCCUUUGUUUGCCCAUAUCUUCGCCAUCUACGAAAACCGGCUUCAUUUCUCCGCAAAAUUGGUGCACAGUGUACUGACAAGGCAGCUUAUUACAGCCAAAAAGCAUGAGCUCUGGCUGUUAAAGACCCAUGGCCUGAUUAGUCUCGAGACGAUAAGGAAGAAGCACAUCUUUGAGGCCAACACCUGGACUCGUGUGGACAGGCUGCGAUUGGUCUAUGUCUGUGUUGCUGCACUUUUGAUGGCAGUGGAUGAGAAGAGUUGGGUGUCUCAUGAUUACAUCAAAGUCAUCAUGGACUUUGAUAAGCUACGGGCUUAUCCAUGGGGUCGCCGCAGCUUUGAUCAUCUAGUGGAUGCUAUCAUCAAAGCAAGAACCGAGUUGAGUAAGCCUAUCAGCUACGUACUGGAGGGAUUUGCAUAUGCUCUCCAGAUUUGGAUCAUGGAAGCUAUCCCGGAUUGUGGAACUAUGCUGGGAAAGAAGCUCAAUGCGGUUGGCCAUAUCUUUCCUAGAUGUUCGAAUUGGACCGGGGCUGCAAGGGCCAGUUUUGGCGACAUAAUUGAAUUGGAGAAUGCGCUUGUAAAUAAGGGUCAUCUAUACUCUUACAUCUCUUCAACAGGGAAUAUGGAUGUGAUCCUCGACCAGGAUUUUGUUAGGAAUGACGAGAUGAGAGACGAAAGAGUUGACCGGAUCCAUAAGCUCAUCAGCGAGAAUCACAACUGGAGCUCGCGUACUUGGGAAUUUGAAGAACCGGUGAACCCAACGCCUGCUGCGGUUCCUACAGCAGCGACGGAAUCUGAGGUUGUCCACAACGAGGGUGUUAAACCCGGAGAGGUCUUGGGUGAAGCAACUGGAUCUUCCGGAUCAAGGACAGGAAAGAGGAAGGUGGUUGACAAGGGCGCUGAGGCACGCAAGAAGAGACUCCUGUUUGAGCGGUCUGUUGCAAAUGCUGAAGAAGGGAGUGAGAGGUAUAUGCGUGGUCUCUUUGACGAAUACGAGAAGAGAAUGACAAAGCAGAGUGAUGAGAGGUAUGAGAAGCUAGCUACUGAGUUCUCGCAGCUGCAGAGUACAGUUUCAGAGCUUAAAAAUAUGCUCGCUGAUGCAUUAUCCCGCGGAAACAGUGGAGAGCCAUCUUCACGGACCAAACCUGUGUCUCCGGUCUCCUCUAAGCCAAAAGGAAAGGUAAACUCCACAAAGAACCCUAACAAUUGA
Molecule: messenger RNA, 1347 nt
Organism: Microthlaspi erraticum
Lineage: Eukaryota; Viridiplantae; Streptophyta; Magnoliopsida; Brassicales; Brassicaceae
Source: the annotation of a GenBank genome assembly